Molecule: messenger RNA, 351 nt
Organism: Candidula unifasciata
Lineage: Eukaryota; Metazoa; Mollusca; Gastropoda; Stylommatophora; Geomitridae
Source: the annotation of a GenBank genome assembly
AUGGCUCAGAGUAAUGCUGGCAUUCAGAAGCUCUUGGACGCAGAGAAGAAGGCAUCAGCGUUAGUUUCUGAGGCCAGAAAACGAAAGGUACAGAAACUAAAAACUGCAAAGAAGGAAGCAGAAGUUGAAAUCAACAAGUGCAAAGAAGAGAAAGAAAACCAGUUUAAAGCAUAUGAACAUGAGAUUUUUUCAAAGAAAGGCAACAGCGAAGCCCAAAUACAAGUGCUGACUAAUCAGAAGCUGAAGGAUCAAGAAUAUAUGUUGAAGAACAACCAAAGCAGGACCAUGAAAACCCUUUUGGAGCAAGUGUUUAACAUUGAGAUCAGGCUACACGAAAAUGUCCGUUUUUAG